This is a messenger RNA of Diorhabda carinulata, 3821 nucleotides long. RefSeq names its product leucine-rich PPR motif-containing protein, mitochondrial (gene Lrpprc2). NCBI's taxonomy places the organism in Eukaryota, Metazoa, Arthropoda, Insecta, Coleoptera, Chrysomelidae. Gene Ontology annotation, molecular function: protein binding. The record is from RefSeq and is a predicted model, not a curated record. The transcript has 14 exons. The coding region runs from base 219 to 3110 and encodes 963 amino acids.
AUUCUAUGUAGUAACUGAAUAGUAGAGAUUAAUUAACAAAAGAAUAAAUAUUUUUUAAAUUAGUUAUUGGAUACAAUUUUCGACAUAAGUAAUAUUUAGUUUUCAAUUAGAAGAAGAUUUCAACCUUUCUAAUUGUAUAAAAGAAUAACCUAAAAUAAAGUUAUGUAGCGUUUUCUAUUUGAAGUAUUUAUCAGUUAAAAUAAAAUUAUCAUUAAAUUAUGUUUCACCAAUCUAGUUGUAUUAAAAAAUUAAGUGGUGUCAAUCUAAAGUAUACAUCAAUUUUCAAAAAUAGGAAUGUUAAAUAUAUUAGUUUGGGGAUUCCAAACCUCAGCAAAGAGGCAGAAACACGUAAUUCAAUAAAUAUAGCUCAAGAAAGUAAACAUUUAAAUCUCAAACCAUUAAGUGAUUUACACAAAACUGUUAAUUUUCAAAACAUUACAAGUGAUGAAGGACAUUUAUUGCUACUUGCGUGUGGUGCAUCAACAUUCAAAUCAUCCCAAAAUGAAAGAAACAUAGUGUGUCAGAAUUUAUAUGCAAAUCUUGAAAAGUACAAUAAAUUGGAUCUUAGAAUUUACAAUAGUUACAUUAAAAUAUGCACAGAAAAUAGAACUUUAAUUAAUUGUGAAACAUUUUUGGAUAAUCUGAAAUGUGAACCUUCUCAAGAAACACUCAAGUUGCUUUUUCAAAAUGUGUGUGAAAGUGGUGAUGUAAAUCAAGCUUUUAAUAUUUUAGAGCUAAUGAAAAAUAAGGCAAUAGCCAUAGAUGAGUCUGUCUUCAAUGAUUUGGUAUUAGUACAUACUUUAAAUGGGGGAAUAAAAGCAGCUGAAAUAGUUUUAGAAACUAUGAAAACAGCACAUAUUCUAGAAACACCAGAAACAUAUUUUGCCAUUCUUAAGGGAAUUAUCCAAACUAAAAAUCACAAUGAAUUGAAUAGAUUUUUAAAAGAAUAUUCCAUUACCUUGAAUGAAAGUAAACUACUUGUUGUAUUGAAAGAAUUGGGCUUAAACCAGUCCAUAAAUUGGUUACCACAGAUAAAACCUUUGUUUAGUGAUUUGAUUAUAACAAGGGAACUUAUAAAUAAUAUAAAAAAUAUUUGUAUACAUUUGGUACACAUGGGUCAGUCAGACUCAGCACUUAAAAUAUUCAAUUAUUUCCAACAAGAGCCAGAGGAAAACAGUGGCUUGUUCAUAUUAGAAGAAAUGUUAAGUUCGGGAGAGGAUUUUAGCAAAAUUAUUGAUGCUGUAAACUCUUUCCGCAACGAUGAUUUGAAUGAAUAUAUUUGUGAAAAACUAACAGAAAUUGCUUUGAAACGGGGAUAUUUUGAUAUAUCUUGUAAACUAUUUGAACAUUUAAAAGAGAUAAGACCUCACUUUUUUUGGCCAUUAUUUCUAAAUGCCUAUAAGACCGAAGGCGAAACAGGAAUAUUCAAAGUUAUAGAACUAGCCAAUAAAUUGAAUGUUCAUUUAGAUUCGGACUCCUUUGAAUAUUAUAUAGUUCCUUACUGCAGUCGAGAUGAUUUAAUUUAUCUAAUGGAGAAAUUUAAAAAAAUGGGAUUCACAGUAAAAUUUACAAUGGGCCCGUUGUUGCGUGUGUUAUUAAAAGAAGAAAAAAUAAACGAAGCAGCAAAACUAUGUGAACAUUUUGAUGUACAUAUUGGAGGCGACAGAUUGUUUAAAUUAAUUUGUUCUGUUUGGAAAAGAACAAAAAAUCGAAAUUUAGUUAGUAUAUUGAAAAAAAUUCAUGAGUAUAAUAAAACUGGAGGAGAUUUAUUGGGAGACUUUCUUGUUAGCUCUAUCAAAUUUUGUAAAUAUAAACAGGAUUUUCAGGAUGUCUUAGGACUUUUGCAGGAUAUUAAUAAAAACACGCUAAAAAUAACCAUUACAUCGGCAGAUGCUUUACGAGAAAUUAUACAUAAACAAGAAAAUGUAGACAAGGAGUUAUGUGAAGAAAUUUUGGAUCAAAUUGAUCAGAUUCUGGAAUUCAAAUUGAAAAUAGAAAGUGAUUAUAUUCCACAUCCCCGUGAUAUGAAAGUUGAUGAAUUAGAAUGUCAUCUGGUAGAAUUAAUGGAAAAAGGUUUGGAAACCAGAGGAACUCUCAGACGAUUAAUUCAGAUGCAUGUUAAUUUAGGAAAUAUUAGUAGAGUAAAGGAACUUAGAAAACAAUUCAUAGAUUCUGGAUAUGAAGAAAGUCUUGGGAUGAAGUCGUCAUUAUUAUAUAGUUUUAUUAAAAAUGACAAUCUUGAAUCAGCACUAAACGUCUAUGAAGAAAUUAGAACAAUUGAUCCAAAAUUCCAUAUUGAUCAUUUCAAAUUAAUAGAUAUGGCAGCACUAUUAGUUAGAAAUGGAAGGUGCUCAGAAGCUCUGAAUUUAAUAGAAAAUAUUAAAAUCAGGCUAGGAUUUCUCACAGAAUCUAUACAAAGAAAUUGUGUAGAACUAUUAAAUGAGUACAAAGAUGAAAAUGAGCAGAUGUCAAUGUUCAACAUAUUAAUUAGUAAAGGCUUGUGUAAAAUCAACAAUAUUAUGCUUGGACCAUUAAUUAAGAUAUUCCUAGUGAGGGGAGAUUUAGAAAAUGCUUUAAACAGGUAUUGUGCUAUAGCUGAACAAUAUAAAUUCGUACCUCUACAAUUUGAAAUAAUUAGAGAUAUAGCUAAAUCACAGAAUGAAGAAUAUCUGCAAAGAGUCUUAGAUACUACAACAAAGGUACGUGGUCCAAUUUCAACUCAAGUCAUAUUGAUAGCAGUAUUUGCCGAACUUGGAAAGGAGAGUAUUUUGCAGAAACUAUUUGCGACAACAAAGAUCCCCAUCCAAAAUGAUUUGAAAAAAAGGUGUGAAAGGUGGAUCAAAGAAGGAAAAUCGGACGCAUUAUUGACUCUAGCAAAUAGUUGUGAUAGAUUAUCAACAGAAAUAAUUGAUAUCAAUUUUGUUUAUCAGUGUAUAAUCAAAACGUUUGUUCUCAAUAACGAUUGUGUUGGUGCUGUUAAAUUUUAUGAGCAAUUAGUAGACAAAGAUGUACACAUAGACAGAAAACUAGAAAAUGAUUUGUACCUAUUGUUAAAACAACAUAAAUGUUCACUGCCGGUUGGUUUAAGACAUCAUAACAAAGGACGUUGAAGAAAGAUAUAUAUAGAUAUUUUCAUAUCCUGUUGGGAUUUUUAUUUUUUUAUCGGUGAGUACGAAAUGUAUGCUACAAAUAAUUUUUCUAGAAUCAAAACCAUUUGCUUUGUAUUAAUUAAAAUUUAAGUAGUAUAUUAUACAAAGGUACCCAUAGGUGUUCAGGAAUGCAUUUGCUACAAUUUUUAUUAAUCACUGAUUUGCUACAUACUUUAACAACCUGUUAGGAUUUUGAGCAGCAUUCAUUGACGAUUUUUUGGAAUUUACCACGACUCAUUUCCCAAUCUUUACUUUGUUUUAAGUAUUGCUUUAUAAAGAGUGGUAUUUUCUGAUGAAUAUUUUUAUUUUGUGUUGAUUAGACAGUAAAUCUUUCGAAAUGUAGUUUUGUUCCUUAUUGUAGUUAUGUGUAUUGCUUCAGUUGGAGGUUUAUAAAUACAUCCCAAAAGGCUAUCUAAAUUACUAGUUUUGUUGGAAAAGUUUUUAAAGUCUCAUCUUUUAUGUCUAAUGAGAAAUUUAUUUUUCCAGACCUUCACAAAUUAUUCCUAGAUCAACCUAACAAACAUUGUCAUGAAGAAUACAGAGCAUUUUUCAGUUUUCCAAUUGCUUAGAGAAGUACUUGAAGAAUCUGUAGUUGAAUGUGAGGAAAAUUAAUUCCAAUAACUUAACUAUAAAUCUAGUCCCUUAUUAAAUAUAAUAAAAGAUUGGCAUUUU